AAACUCUUUAUUACAGAUCAAGCUAAAAUCAAUUUUAGUAUUCCAGAAAAUGAAGUUGAUCAUAAAAACUUGCUCGAGAUAAUGUAAUUCCAACAGAAACCAAACCAUCAAUCUUUAAUAGUUUUUUGUAGACUGAUUACUAUAAAAAAGUGCUGGAAAAUGUCUGGGGGUAGGAUAAAGUAUGAACGAGUGAACCUGGCUGAGAUAGAGUCUAGCAGUGAUGAUGAUGAUUAUGGAAAACUAUUUAUGGGAGAACUAAACAGAAGAACAUCAAGACCUCAGAUGAAAAGAAAAACUGGUGUCUGCAAGAAUGGUGGAGUUAUCAGGGGUUUAUGUGUACUAUGUACUGUACUGGUUUGUUUUACAGUGCUAGGGAUCGCAUCCUACAUCGUAGACUUUACGGUUAGUACCCAGAAUGCAACUGGUUCAGUAGCUCCUGUAAACUCAAGUGAAGAAAUUAAUCCAACAACAACUCAGGAGGAAUGGACCGACAAUAACCAAUCAAUAUCCUCAAUGUCGUCUUCAGUUGAUUUAAAAUUUUCGUCAUCUUCUUCUUCAGCCACUCCCCCACCAACAUCUCUGCCAUCUGAAUCAUCUGCAUCGGCUAAUACUUCUAUUGAGUCGUCUGAUACUAGUUUCUCCUCAUCUAAACUUUCAUCUGAAUCUUCAGAUACUAGUUCAGCUUCUGUUAGGGAUCCAGGUUCCAGUUCUGCAGAUAGUUCUUUUACAUCAAGUAGUUCAUUGGCAGAUUCUACAUCCACAGUACUAGAGGAGCUAGAGAGAAUUUUGGAUGAAAUUGAUGAAACAUUUUGAAUAAUGUCCAGAAGUUGAUACUUUCGAGUGAAAUAGCGCGAUACUGCAACUCUUGAUCUCGACAUACACUCUGACAACUUUUGAAUUGGAGAGAUAAGUGCUUGGUUCCUCGAUCUUAGCUAUCCUUGCUAGGUUUUGACCACUCCCCUUAUCCCCUUUUGAGUUUCAAAAGAUAUGGAUAACUUUAUCCAUAGCGAAUAUGAAGACAAACUUUUUUACCUUAAACAUCAUGAGGCUUUUGAAAUUCAACUUAAAAUUUCAGAUGGAAAGUGAUCUUUAUCCAAUCUUCAUUUAGAUGAUAUUUUGUUACAGCCUAAAAUUAAUAAUAGAUUUAAUCAUCAUCUGUGUUAAAAGAAAAAUGAUUAUAUAUAUAAGGGGAAUUAUCUUAUUUAUCACCCGCCUUAUGCAAAGUUUUAUCACUUUUCUAUAGAUUAGCCGGGAAUUACUGUGUUAAAAAUUAAGUUUAUUAUAUUUGAUAAAUCUGGGAUUGAAUUUGAUCAAUAUGAGCUAGGUCACUACAUAUCGCCAUAUCAAAUCCAGAAUUACUAACUCACAGUUAAAGAUUCAGUGGUUCAGGAUAUGUACCGGGGGUAGGUAGUUCAGCAACCCUUUCCAAUUCAUUUCAUUUGGUCUAGGGUUUGAAGCAAACUAAACGUUUCGUGAGAAAAUGCAAAAAAUAUUCAUGCGAAAUUUCGCAUUUUUUCGUGAAAUUCCGCAUUUUUUCGCGAAAAUGAAUGGAGCGUAAAAUACGAAAAAGAAGCAAAAUUUUCACGAAAAAACAGUUCCGCGAAAACCAUAGGUAUUUAGUCUUUUUGAUGAAUUUUCGCAUUUUUUUAAUUUGGAAUUUUUUCGCAAAAAUUUAGCAUUUUUCGCUAGCAAACGAAAGGCGAAAAUUUUCGCAAACAUUUUUUUUCGCGAAAAAUUUUCUCGGAACGAUGUUCCCUUUUCGCUGCAAACCCUAGUUUGUUCCCUGGGGUCAUAAUUUUAAAUUUUCCUUUUCUCAUUUGGAAUAUUCUAAAGUAU
Molecule: messenger RNA, 1836 nt
Organism: Eurytemora carolleeae
Lineage: Eukaryota; Metazoa; Arthropoda; Copepoda; Calanoida; Temoridae
Product: suppressor protein SRP40
Exons: 5
Coding region: 160-813 (217 amino acids)
Source: RefSeq, a predicted model, not a curated record